AUGGCUCAAGACGUCGGCAUCAAAGCCAUCGAGAUCUACUUUCCGAGUCACGUAAGUAGAGAACCACCUAGCCUUAUACUACAGUCUUGGGAAGCUGAUGUUUUUCAAGUAUGUGGCACAAUCCGAGCUGGAGACCUUCCUGGGCGCCAGUCCUGGAAAGUAUACCAUUGGACUUGGCCAGACAAAGAUGAGCUUUGCGAUGACCGCGAAGAUAUCUACUCCCUUACAUUGACGACUGUUUCUUCCCUACUACGAAAGUACUCGAUUGACCCCAAUACCAUUGGGCGCCUUGAGGUGGGGACAGAAUCUAUGCUGGAUAAAGCAAAGUCUUGCAAGUCUGUCCUCAUGCAGCUUUUCGGAGAAAACUCCGAUAUUGAGGGAGUGGACACCUACAACGCUUGCUACGGUGGAACAAAUGCUCUCUUCAAUGCCAUCAAUUGGGUGGAGUCAUCUGCAUGGGAUGGCCGAGAUGCGAUUAUUGUGGCGGGAGAUAUUGCGCUAUACGAUAAGCCGGCUGCACUUCCCACCGGAGGAGCAGGCUGCGUUGCUAUGUUGAUCGGACCAAAUGCCCCUCUGGUCUUUGAGCCAGCUCGUGGUUCUUUCAUGCAACAUACCUAUGACUUUUACAAGGGCGAUUUCAAGUCCGAAUACCCGAUUGUAGAUGGUCAAUUCUCGAACAAGUGCUAUCUGAGGGCUCUGGAUAACUGCUAUAAGCGUUAUCAAGCGAAGAAGUCUUCUCAGCUUGUCAACGGCACGACGGGGAAUACUCCACUUGAUUCAUUCGAUUACUUUGUCUUUCAUGCCCCUAACUGCAAAUUGGUAGCCAAGUCGUAUGCACGGCUGCUAUACAAUGACUAUUUAGCAGAUCCACAAAAUCCCACCUUCAAGGGUAUCCCCACCGAGGUCAAAGAAAUCGACUAUGAGAGUUCCCUUGGCGACAAGGGCGUAGAAAAAACUUUCAUGACUCUAACGCAAAAGCGCUUCUCGAAUCGCGUACAGCCUAGUCUUAUGGCAGCAACCAUGUGCGGCAAUUCGUAUACAGCAUCAGUAUACUUUGGACUAGUCAGUCUGCUAAGCAGUGUGCAGGGUAAGGAGCUUCUAGGCAAGAGAGUUGGAUUCUUCAGCUACGGGAGUGGUUUGGCUAGCAGCAUGUAUAGCCUCCGUGUCAAAGGUAAUACCGAUGAAAUGGCACGCAAACUGAACUUGGUUCAGCGGCUUGAAGCUCGAAAGGCCGAGUCACCCGAAUUCUACGACCAGGUCAGCAUUCACCGCUCUUUUUUAAAUGUGUAG
Molecule: messenger RNA, 1290 nt
Organism: Trichophyton benhamiae CBS 112371
Lineage: Eukaryota; Fungi; Ascomycota; Eurotiomycetes; Onygenales; Arthrodermataceae
Exons: 2
Coding region: 1-1290 (429 amino acids)
Biological process (GO): ergosterol biosynthetic process; acetyl-CoA metabolic process
Molecular function (GO): hydroxymethylglutaryl-CoA synthase activity
Source: RefSeq, a predicted model, not a curated record